UGCUUUAAAUGUGGUUCCGUUACUGUAAUUAAUUUCCUUAAUCUCUGUUAUUCUAAACUUGGGGUUGAUUUUGCUCUUGAAAUUUGAUGGUGGGUUUUGGUGUUGGAGGUCAAUUUUGAAGGGUUCAGUAAAGCUUGGAUUUUGUAGUUGGGUUUUUCAAACAGAUCAUCAACAAUGGAAGAUAAAAGUCAAAUUGAGCGUAGUAGGCAGAACAAUAUGCUUCCUCCACAAGCUGAAACUUUUCAUGAUCGUGAAGACCUCAUCCAAUAUGUUCGUGAUUUUGGUGCCAGUCAGGGAUAUGUAGUGACCAUCAAGAAGUCGAGAAAAGACAGAAGAGUCAUCCUUGGUUGUGAUAGGGGAGGUGUUUAUCGUAAUCGGCGUAAAAUUGAUGAGAGCAAACGCAAAAGGAAAGCAAAUUCACGCCUGAUAAACUGUCCCUUUGAAGCCAUUGGGAAAAGGGAAGAUGAUUUGUGGGUACUCACAAUAAAGAAUGGGGAGCAUAACCAUGAAGCAUUAAAGGACAUGUCAGAGCAUCCUUAUAGUCGUCGCUUUACUGAGGAAGAGGUCAGGCAAAUUAAGCAAAUGACAGAAGCUGGUAUAAAACCACGUCAAGUUCUUAAGGCUCUCAAGCAAAUGAAUCCUGAACUGCAGUCAACACCAAGGCAUCUGUAUAACCUAAAAGCAAAGAUCCGUCAAGGAACUCUAUCAGAGAAAAGUUUCAAGACAUGGAGACCUGACAGGUCUGCUUUAGUGAAUACAAGUUCUGCUCCCGGUGGAGGGUCACGGAUGCAAAGUAACCAGCCGUUGAAGGUUCCUAAUUUUAUUGGAGGAAAAUUUGUUGAUUCACAAGGAUGUUCAAUCAUUGAUGUAGUAAAUCCUGCAACACAAGAGAUUGUUUCUCAUGUUCCUCUAACUACCUAUGAAGAGUUCAAAGCUGCAGUUAGUUCAGCCAAGCAAGCUUUUCCUUCAUGGAAAAACACACCUAUUAAUACUCGUCAAAGAAUCAUGUUUAAGCUCCAGGAGCUCAUCCGCAGAGACAUUGAAAAACUUGCAAUGAAUAUCACCUUAGAGCAGGGUAAGACGUUGAAGAUUUCUGAGAGUGAUGUGCUCCGUGGUACAGAGGUGGUCGAACAUGCUUGUGGGAUGGCAACUCUACAGAUGGGGGAGUUUGUACCUAAUGCAUCUUAUGGUAUUGAUACAUACUCGAUUAGGGAACCGCUUGGUGUUUGUGCCGGGAUAUGCCCCUUUGAUUUUCCAUCUGUGUUUCCCUUAUGGAUGUUCCCAGUUGCAGUUACAUGUGGCAAUACAUUUGUUCUUAAGCCAUGUGAAAAAAAUCCAGGAGUUUCAAUGAUACUUGCGGCACUUGCUAAGGAGGCUGGUUUGCCGGACGGUGUGUUAAAUAUAAUUCAUGGCACUCAUGACAUUGUAAAUUAUAUCUGUGAUGAUGAUGAUAUAAAGGCUGUAUCACUUGUUGGCUCGAGUACUGCCGGAAUGCAUAUACAUGCAAAGGCAGUUGGUAGGGGAAAGCGUGUUCAGUCCAAUAUAGGAGGAAAAAAUCAUGCAAUCAUCAUGCCUGAUGCUAGCAUGGAUGCAACCCUGAAUGCUCUGGUCAUGGCUGGUUUUGGAGCUGCAGGACAGCGGUGUAUGGGUCUUAAUACAGCUGUCUUUGUUGGAAACUCACCAACCUGGGAGCGUGAACUGGUGGAACGUGCCACAACCCUGAAAGUCAAUGUGGGAACAGAUCCCAGUGCAGAUGUUGGUCCAGUUAUUACCAAAGAGGUGAAGGAUUGCAUAUGCAGUUUAGUUCAGAGCAGUGUUGAAAGCGGUGCUAGACUCCUUCUUGAUGGGAGAAAUGUUGUGGUUCAAGGCUAUGAGGAUGGCAACUUUGUUGGUCCUACUAUCUUAUCUGAUGUCACAACCAAUAUGGAUUGUUUCAAGGAAGAAAUAUUUGGACCGGUUCUUCUGUGCAUGCAGGCUGCCAGCCUAGAAGAAGCAAUCACAAUUAUAAACAGAAACAGGUCUGGAAAUGGAGCUUCCAUAUUCACAACAUCUGGCAUUGCUGCAAGGAAGUUCCAGAAUGAAGUUGAGGCUGGGCUGGUUGGCAUCAAUGUUCCUGUUCCAAAUCCGUUGCCACUGUCCUCGUUCAACGGAUCCAAGGCAUCUUUUGGCAGCGAUCUUAAUGUCUCUGGUAAGGCAGGAGUGCAAUUUUACACCCAGAUCAAAGCCGUUGCACAACAGUGGAGAGAUUUACCUAGCUUAGAAUCAUCAUUAGCCGUGCGUCCAUAUGAGACAAAUAGAGUAAGCAGAGGUGUCUCUUCGUCUUUGCCUUCAACAUCUGAGAGAGAUUCACCUAGCCAUAGAGUAUCAGGAGCCAUAAAUUCAGAAUCUGAGAGUGAUUCACGAAGCGAGUCUCCAAAUGGUGGAGCUCCGUUGUCCCUCCCUUCCACAUCUGAGGUAGCUCGUCCAACCCAAGGAGCCUCAUCUAUGUCUUCAACAGCGUGUAGGGAUUUGUCUAGUCAGGGCCUGUCCCUUGUCAUGCCAGCAACAUCUGAGAAAGAUCUGUCCGGUGUGGAUAUGUCGCUAGCCAUGCCUCGAGCAAAAGAAAGGGAUAUGCCAGAACACGGUUUCACAUUGACAUCUUCUCAGUCCACAGAGAGAAUCUAUAUGCCUCAAACUUCUCACUGGAUGGAAACCUCAAGACUGACAUGUCAAGGGACUGAAAAUAUUCCACCAAGUUCAGAGAGGCACUUUGUGCCAACAUCUCAGAUGAUUGACAAGAAUGGCAACACGUCACUGUCAUCUCAAAGGACUGGUACUUCUGUGCCAUUGACUUCUGAGAGUGUUUAUGCACCUGCCUCCCAGGACAAUCCGGCUACAAUAUCACUCCGAAACGAUGGUAUGACCUCAACUUCUCAUAGAACGGAUCCCACAGUACGUCCAACCUCUGAGAGGGCAUACAGACUGGGAGCAACUCACCUGAAUGAUCAUAUGGGUCAAACAUUUCACAGGCCCGACACCACCAUGUUUUCCACAUCUGAGAGGAUGUACAUGCCCGCAACAUCUCAUCAGCAUGACCGUAUGGGUUCAACAUCUCAGAGAACUGAUAUACCUAUGCAUUCAACUUCGGAGAUGAUGUUCAUGUCUGCAGCAUCUCAAAGUACUGAGGAGUUGGCCAUUGCUUCUCAACCAGCCUCAGAGAGAUUAUAUUUGUCUCCAUUAGUUCCGAGAAAUGCUGGUAUGCCUCAGAAGAUGUUUCCCCAGAACUUUAUAGUUUUGAGUGAUGAAUUUUCCACACAAGGAGCAUCCCUGACUUUGCCUACAUCUCAGAGAAUAUAGCCAGAACAAAGUAAAUACAUUAUUUCAUCUUCUGGGAAUCAAUAGAAGAUAGAUCUUACGGUAGUACAAACUACAAAGUAACUUAUUUUGCUAAAUCGAUAGUUUCUCUUUUAUAUUCUCGCUUUUCUUCCUUUUGUACGUCAUUCUGGUUGAAAAAAUUGGUGUAGCAUAAUAGCACUAUUGAUUGGUAGAA
Argentina anserina (silverweed cinquefoil) is the source of this 3529-nucleotide messenger RNA. RefSeq lists its product as uncharacterized. Gene Ontology annotation, molecular function: methylmalonate-semialdehyde dehydrogenase (acylating, NAD+) activity; malonate-semialdehyde dehydrogenase (acetylating, [NAD(P)+]) activity. Gene Ontology annotation, cellular component: mitochondrion. Bases 175 to 3336 code for a protein of 1053 amino acids. Lineage: Eukaryota; Viridiplantae; Streptophyta; Magnoliopsida; Rosales; Rosaceae. The transcript is spliced from 20 exons. Gene Ontology annotation, biological process: thymine catabolic process; L-valine catabolic process. The record is from RefSeq and is a predicted model, not a curated record.